AUGGCCAGGAAGAGAUCUCACGCGUCAAAGAAAUCAAAUAGUGUUAAAGAUCCAAAGCCAGAUUCAAUUCCAAUGGAUUCAGAGGAUGAAUUCCAUCAUCAAAAUGACAGAAUCGACUUUGGUCAUAAUUCUCCUUCUGAUGAUGAUUCUGAUAACGAGGAGGAAGUUUAUGGUUUAAAGGGCGUUGACGAUGAGGAUGAAGAUGACAAUGAUGAUGAUGACGACGACGACGAUGUUGAUAUGGGCGAUUACCAAGAUGUUCCAGACGAUAACAUCAACUUGGAUCACACCAACGACAACUCCGAUCACUCUGACAACUCCGAAGAAAACUCGGAUGACGCUUCCAAACUCAAAUCUUGGGGUUCUCGUCAAUCUGCUUAUUACUCACGUCAGGAUGAAAAUGAGAGCGAUGACGACGAAGAUACUGAGCAAAAUCGCAAACUCGAACAAGAAGAGGCUUUGAAAUUACAAAAGUCUUCAAGGCAGGAUUGGUCUUGGGAUGACGUUAAAGAUAUCGGUGGUGUGGUUGAAGAUGAAGGCAAUCAAGAUACAGCAGUUGAUUUAGAUGAACCAGAAGACAAUACAGCCUAUAUUGACACAAGCGAUCUAUCUCACUCUGAUAAAUUAGCUCUACUACAAAAAACUUCUCCUGAAACACUUGCCUUAUUGACAGAUUACGAGGAUAUUCUUAGCAAAUUAAGAGAAACUGAAGAGUUCAUCGCAAAGCGCAAAAAGGAAGAUAUAAACCAUCCUGCUUUAGGAUUGCUCUACGUCUACCACCAAACUCUCCUCACUUAUGCUCCUCUACUAACCUACUUCCUCUGUCUAAGAGCUUCACCAGCGUAUGCACACGAUAGAAUAAAGUUGCUUCAACAUCCCGUUCUCAAUCGUAUGGUCACUCUCCGUGAAGGUCUCUCACGUAUGGAGGAUCUAGGUUUCGGUCCCGGCGAUGAACAAGCUAUACCGGAAGAUGACGAAGAGGAUCAGCAAGAUAUUCGCAAUAUGGUUCGCGAAUGGGCAGCUCACAAGCAAGAUGAUGUUGACGAUGAUGUCGAUAACUCACUUGAGCAGGGUGAGCUUGAAGGUCUGAUGGUGGAUGAAAGUGAAAAUGUUGCACCACCUAAGAAAGAUAAGAAGGAUAAGAAGAAGAGUAAGAAGAAUUCUUCAAACAACUCCAAUCUUAUACAUCAAGUCGAUGAAUCGGCAUUCGAGUACAAACCAUCAACCUCGAAAUCUAAUAAAAAGGAUUUGCAGAGAAAUACAGACGAUGAUUACCUUGGAGAAGCUGACACAUUAUCAACACUCGAUGCGGAAUCCAAGAAGAAGAAUAAGAAAUCGUUGCAAUUCCAUACAGCAAGAAUAGCUAAGACGGACAACCGUCGUAGUGCAGCAUCGAAGCAGCGUCAGAGUGGUGAUGACGAUGUACCAUACCGUGAACGUAAGAAGGCUCGUCUAGAAAAGGGUGGAAAGAGUGCCGAGGGAGAUGAGCUAGAUGGAGGAGAAUGGACAGCACAGGAUGAAGCCACACGUCGUCAGAUAAUGAAUGAAGAUGAGGGAUUAGGUGAUGGUGGAGACGGUGGUGAUGGCGAUGACUAUUACAACCUCGUCCGACAAAGCAAGAAGGCUAAAAAGGAAGCAAAGAAAGAGGAAUAUGAUGAUGCAAGAUGGAAGAAUAGGGUUGACUACGUUGAUGAGAGUGGAGUUGAUGGACCACGUUCACUUCCACGUGAUAUUGCAUUGAAUAAGGCGGUUACACGCGCGCGUUCAUUUAAGCACUCCAAGUUAAACCGUAAUCCACGUCUGAAGAAGAGGAUUAGAUUCGAUCAAGCACAGAAGAAGAUCAAGUCGAUGAAGCCUGUUUAUCAGGGUGGACAAGAAGGACAGUAUGAAGGAGAGAGAAGCGGAAUAACGCGGAAUGUGAAAUCGACUAAGUUAUAG
This is a messenger RNA of Wallemia ichthyophaga EXF-994, 1938 nucleotides long. RefSeq lists its product as uncharacterized. The transcript has a single exon. Gene Ontology annotation, biological process: maturation of SSU-rRNA from tricistronic rRNA transcript (SSU-rRNA, 5.8S rRNA, LSU-rRNA). Bases 1 to 1938 code for a protein of 645 amino acids. Lineage: Eukaryota; Fungi; Basidiomycota; Wallemiomycetes; Wallemiales; Wallemiaceae. The record is from RefSeq and is a predicted model, not a curated record. Gene Ontology annotation, cellular component: nucleolus; small-subunit processome.